Messenger RNA from Cuscuta campestris, 2928 nucleotides. NCBI's taxonomy places the organism in Eukaryota, Viridiplantae, Streptophyta, Magnoliopsida, Solanales, Convolvulaceae. The record is from the annotation of a GenBank genome assembly.
CAGCAAAUCGUUCAUGUCGGAAUUCUUUACAAACUCACCGCCACCCCUCAUCUGCUCCGCCAAUCCUCAAACCUCAACACUUAUUUUAUACAGAACCGGUGAAUGGACAAAUCCCUUCCUCUUCCAAGGAUGAUUCAGCCCCGUCAAAGUCUUCAAUUGAGAUUCAUACCAACAGAGAUAGCUACGCUGACAUCUUAAGGGGGAUUCCGUCAAUCAGAGAUGGAAACAAAAAUCCCUGCCAAUCAAUAGCAAUCUCUAAAACUCAAAAGUUCCGAAUUGAAGGUAAGACUUUUCUCUUUACGCCUUCAAAAUUCAAUAAGAAGAUAUGUAUUACAGAAAUUCAGAGGAGCAGGAAGCUGAAUAUAUGGCUAGGUUUAGACCUUUGUGCUUGGCUAAUGGAUAAUCUCCAAUCUGUCACUCAAGAGGGAUACAUACGAUCCUCUCAAUAGAGGGAGAACAAGAGACUGCUUUCAGUCUCGUUCCAAGCCUCUAGAAUCGGUAACCACUUUAGACUUAGUGAAUUCCACCAGGAUGGAAAGGUUUGGAUCAAUAUUCCAGAAGGAAACCAAGGUUUGGGCGUAACCUCCUUUACCUCCUACUUUAAGGUGGCUUUUGACUCUCUUAGAUUAUCUCUUCCCCCACCUCCUCCUUUUUUGGACAAAGCAGUUGUGUGUUUUAACUCCUCCCCCACCUCGUCAGUGCAUUUUGAGCUCUCAAUCUCUUCUUACCUGCUCAGUUUAGAUAUCCCAGGUGAUCAUAGUCACACACCUAUUGACAUUCCUCCUAAGACUCAUUUUUCCCCAAUAAAGGAACCACAACAACCAGUUUCUGCAACCCCAAUUCCCCCUUUUCAUAUCCCCCAUAGCCCUCUCUCUCCAGCAGCUCAACCUUUUCUUCUAGGUGCAAAGGAUUGCUCACAACCGAAGGAGGUCCAACCCCACUUCUUGGGGUGCUCCAAUUCUGAUAAUGAUGAUUUGGAUAGAUCACAGUGGAACGUGAGCUACAACUCAGGAUCAGAGAAGCAGACAAAGCUUUCUUUUAAGCCUUUUCUAGAAGAAUCAGAAGAAGAGUGGGUUACAGAUAGAGGGUCGGAAGAUGAACCAGACUGGCAUGCUAGGAAAGAAACGAGUAAAAGGAGAAAUCAGAGGAAGUUUGAGCAGCUAUGCUUACAGUUUAAAGACUCCCCCACGCCAAGGAGGAGCAAGAGGUUAACAGACCUGAAAACUAGAUUAAUUCAGGAGAAAGGUUUGCUUUAAAGUCCCUAAUUUCGUCUCUGUUUUGCUUAUUCAAUUAACUUUAUGAAAGGCUGGUUUCAAGGUCUGCUUUUGUGCCAAGGCUCGUUAUGUUUUAGCUCUCCAUAAAUUAAUUUUUAAUAGUUUGGAAUAGCCAAGAGUUCCUCUAUUACCUUUCAUCAAUCUUUCCAUCUUGGACUACUUCCCAAAAGAUACAGAAAGGGAAACAAGACAUUUUGGAGAAUAGUUGUUGAUUUACAAGCAGUUUGUCUUGGUGAAUAGCUGUUGAUUUACAAGCAGCUUGUCUUGAUACGUGUUGGUUUGUUGUAGAUGUAUUUAUUACAUCACAUGCUGUUUGAGGGCCAUUAUACAGCAACCAACAUGCUGCAAUAGACCCCCCCCUUUUUGGCCUACUUUGUUUUGGCGCCUUUCAUUUGCAUUUUAGUAUUCUUGUAAGGUGUUAUGUUUAGACUUGUUUCUAUCGUUUUGGGCUUUGGGCAGUACACAUUCUGCCUUGUAUUUUGUUUUUCCUUUUUCUUGUAAUAAAUUAUCGGGGGGAGAAGAAUCCAUUUAUGGCUAUUUCGUCCUUCGUUGAGAGAGCUCGGUGUUUAAACAAGGCUAACGGGUUUGGGGAGUUUGGGGAAGCUUUAGGACUUUCAGGGGAUAGAGUUAUUGAGGCUGCUGUCUUGGGAGAGACAGAGUAUGGUCCAGUGCACUCUAGUGAACAGAUUCCCACACUUGCUUCUAAAGCCACUCUGGCCUUAGAGCAAAAAUUUAAGGAUCUAAACAGAAACGUGGCAAGGGAUCCAUUUUAUGACUCCCAAUCCAAAAAGGAUCUAUCGCAGGAGGAUCUACAACAUGGAAAUAAUACUGAUCAGACUUAUUGCUUGGAUCUGGAUUUGCAUAAGCUAAAGGCGAACAUUGCUCAGGCAGAGGCUUCUUCAACAUACAACUCUCAAUACCCCGAGCUUCCGAGAGUGUGCAUAUCCCCAUUUUCCGCGGAGUUCAUUCCCCUUAAGCCCAACUCUUAUGCAGCUCUAUUUGAUCAAGUAAAUGACCAAGAAGAUGGCAGACCACUCUCGGAAGAUGAAUUUGUCAAGAUUGAUGAUGGGAACAUGGUUCUUUGUAACAACGCACUAGAAGACAUAUGGGAAGAAAAAGAGGGGCUUAUUCUAUUUACGCAUUCAGAAGGUGAAGACAAGGUCUUCAAUGACAACAUUCUCAAACCUCUUCAAAUAGAUUACUCUAGGAUGUUCAAAACACCUUUCGAUUUGGGGAGAGAAUUCAAGGGUAGGAAUAUCUAUUCUCCUUCUCAAAUAGUAACUCGCAGUAACGCAAAGAUUUUGGAAGAAGGAAGAAAGAAAACACCUAUUGGAUGGGAGGAAAGGUCAAAUGGUUCAGAGUCUAAUUUUGCAGAAGACAUUAGAAAUUUUUUCAAGGAAUGCUGUCCAAACAAACCAAAAAAAGCAACCAAAAAUCAGUCCUCAAAUAAGCCUUUAACCAAGAGCCAAAAGAAAAGGUCUAAAAAGAAACUUAAGAAGAAAAUGGUAGGAGGGCAGGAAAGGGAUGAUUCUGAUUGAUCUCGAAUGGUUUCUUUUGUGACAUAUUAGUUUAGUCUCUGUUAUGGUGUGAUCUUUAGCCUAUGGGUUUGUUUUUGCUCCAUGGUUGCUUGUUUGCUGGUGGAGUGCAGUAGGGU